Vigna angularis (adzuki bean) is the source of this 695-nucleotide messenger RNA. Its product is annotated as 40S ribosomal protein S24-1. Gene Ontology annotation, biological process: translation. Bases 90 to 503 code for a protein of 137 amino acids. NCBI's taxonomy places the organism in Eukaryota, Viridiplantae, Streptophyta, Magnoliopsida, Fabales, Fabaceae. The record is from RefSeq and is a predicted model, not a curated record. Gene Ontology annotation, molecular function: structural constituent of ribosome. Gene Ontology annotation, cellular component: ribosome. The transcript is spliced from 5 exons.
UUCGCUCUGUAUUUCUUAGUGUGCGUGUUGUGGAGCUGCUGUAACCGCAUCUGUGUGAAGUUCUUCGGUGCCAAACCUCACCCAACAGUAUGGCGGACAAGGCUGUUACAAUCCGAACUCGCAAGUUCAUGACUAACAGGCUUCUUUCCAGGAAGCAGUUUGUUGUGGACGUACUUCAUCCAGGGAGGGCAAAUGUUUCCAAGGCUGAACUCAAGGAGAAGCUUGCUAGAAUGUACGACGUCAAAGACCCAAACACUGUAUUCGUCUUCAAAUUCCGAACACAUUUUGGUGGUGGCAAAUCUACUGGUUUUGGUUUGAUUUAUGAUUCAGUCGACAAUGCAAAGAAGUACGAGCCCAAGUACAGGCUUAUCAGGAAUGGUCUUGACACUAAGGUAGAAAAGUCGAGGAAACAAAUGAAGGAGAGGAAAAACAGAGCAAAGAAGAUUCGUGGAGUAAAGAAGACGAAGGCUUCUGAUGCUGCUAAGGCUGGAAAGAAGAAAUAAGAUAUGAGAAAUCUUAUUUCGAUUCUAAGGUUAUAUUGGUUUCGGUGCUUUGUAGUUGUUAUUUUAUCUUAUGCUAGAAUUAUAGAAUGAGAUGUUUUGGCACAAGUGUUGAUCCUUAUUUUAUUUUAUGUUUGCUUAUAACUUCAUAUGUUGAAUACUAGCAAUUGAACAAUUUUGAGAGCUCGUGUUUAA